AUGUUAUUGCCGGGAGGUAAGACAGCGCACUCGGCAUUCAAGCUGCCUUUAGAUUUGGUAAGAGCCGAGGUUCCUACUUGCAACAUUGGCAAAAAUUCAGAGGAAGCUGAAGUUCUUAGACAGUGCCGUUUCAUUAUAUGGGACGAAUGUACAAUGACCAGUAAGGGUGCCCUUGAGGCACUGGACCGGUCACUGAAUGGUAUCAGGUAUUCUACAGCUUGUAUGGGUGGUGUAACUCUAUUGUUUUCAGGAGAUUUCCGACAAACCCUUCCUGUUAUCCCUAAAGGGAACCGGACUGAUGAAGUGGGCGCAUGCCUUAAGUCAUCCAUGUUGUGGCCCCAGGUUAACACCUUAAGCCUAAGCACAUACAUGCGUGCGCACUUGCUUGGUGAUAGCACGUCUACAACAUUUGCUGAAGACAUUUUAUCCCUUGGAGAAGGUAAGGUCCCUAGGAAUGAUAGGGGUGACAAAUUCAUCUCUGAACUGUACAACACCAUGGACAACCCUUCCGAUCUUUUGGAAACAGUGUUCCCCAAUCUCGAAAGUAACUAUGCAGACAUCAAUUGGCUCUGUGAAAGAACCAUUCUGGCCCCUCAAAACGUAGCUGUCGAUGCUAUCAACAACCAGCUGAAUUCUGGGUGUGGAGCGCGUCUACAAAUCGAUUGA
Molecule: messenger RNA, 666 nt
Organism: Octopus sinensis (East Asian common octopus)
Lineage: Eukaryota; Metazoa; Mollusca; Cephalopoda; Octopoda; Octopodidae
Exons: 1
Coding region: 1-666 (221 amino acids)
Biological process (GO): telomere maintenance; DNA repair
Molecular function (GO): DNA helicase activity
Source: RefSeq, a predicted model, not a curated record